GGUCGGUAUAGUGUGCUAUCGACGGGUGAACUCCAUAUCCAUUCGGUGGAUGCGGUCAGUGAUAGUCAGCGGACAUACCGGUGCCAAACGAAACACAAAUUGAGUUCAGAAGUCAAGUUAAGCUCCAAUUCCGGGCGACUUAUAGUGACGGAGUCUCAUUCAAAUUUAUCGCCAAAAAUAACGACAACUUCGCGACAAAUCGUGUCAAUUGUGGGCCAAAACCUGGAGCUGUUGUGCAACUGCCAGGGCUUCCCACCCCCUCUCGUGUUGUGGUAUAAGUUUAAUGAGAAAAACCAAUUACUCGAACGGCUGUCCACUCUGUCCGAGCAAUUGGUGCCAAACCCGAGACGUGUUGUGCAGAUCUACUCGUCUCUCAUCAUGAAGUCCCUGUCCAUCGACGACACCGCCAAAUAUGUGUGCGUUUGUAAUAACAGUGUCGGUCAGGACAGCACUCACAUCCAUGUCCUCGUCAGAGCACCACUAAUCGUAAGCGUUAGCCCAUCGCAUAUGUUGGUAGGUGUGGGCGAUUCAGUGGACCUCAACUGUAGUGUAUUGGGAGCACCGGUAGUAUAUGUGAUGUGGAAAAGGAAUGGCAAACCUAUUCAAUGCAUAGCAAGCAAUGAAUGGGAAAGCAGUGCCUCGAGUGCGGAGGUGUCGCUCGUAUGGGACGGCCCGCACUUCACACAUACCUUCCCACCAAUGGAGCCGUUAGUGCCGGGAAUGACACUAUCGCUCAAAUGCUCGGCCACUGGACUACCUCUGCCUCAAAUCAUAUGGACAGUGGACGGGCAGUCCGUCUCAGACAACUGGCGCCUACGGAUCGGCGAUUACGUGAGCAGUGAUGGAGUCGUCAACAGUUAUGUCAACAUCACUAACAUCCGGGUCGAGGACGGAGGCCUAUACAAGUGUUUGGCGUUGAAUGGCAUGAAUACAGCCGUCCAUCACAAUCGGGUCGUAGUCUUGGGG
Messenger RNA from Oppiella nova, 966 nucleotides. The record is from the annotation of a GenBank genome assembly. NCBI's taxonomy places the organism in Eukaryota, Metazoa, Arthropoda, Arachnida, Sarcoptiformes, Oppiidae.